Molecule: messenger RNA, 8547 nt
Organism: Maylandia zebra (zebra mbuna)
Lineage: Eukaryota; Metazoa; Chordata; Actinopteri; Cichliformes; Cichlidae
Gene: shroom4
Product: shroom family member 4
Biological process (GO): actin filament organization
Cellular component (GO): adherens junction; apical plasma membrane; apical junction complex
Molecular function (GO): actin filament binding
Source: RefSeq, a predicted model, not a curated record
UGGAGAAGCAGAGUUACCGCCACCGGCGCCGCUAACCUCAGUAACAACACAGACAGCAGGACGAAGGAAACGAGAGGGAUAACGGAUACACGGAGCGGAAGGAGAAGGAUGGAAACCGUGGAGCAGCUCGUCUCCUUCCACCACAUUCAGGUCCAGUUGAGCGGGGGCGCGCCUUGGGGGUUCACGUUGAAAGGAGGGCUAGAGCACGGGGAGCCGCUCAUCAUCACCAAAAUCGAGGACGGAGGGAAGGCUGCCCACUGCAAGAAGCUGAAAGUUGGUGAUGAACUCAUUAACAUAAACGGAUCCCCCCUCUACGGCAGCAGACAAGAAGCCCUGAUUCUCAUUAAGGGAUCCUACAGGAUACUGAAGCUCACAGUCAGGAGACGUAGUGUCCCUUUCAUCAGGCCUCACUCCUGGCACCUGGCAAAGCUGUCGGAGCUGCCCUUCCCUCCCCCUCCCCCUCCCCCCCCGUCCCCUCCUCCAGCACCACCCUGCCUCCCCACUGCCGACUCCCCACCUCUCCCCCCUCCUCCACCCCCUCCACCUGCCAUGCAGCUCCACCCCGGCCCUUACACACUACCCUGGCACACGACUGACAGCAGUGAUUUGUCCAUACAGUGGAGUCAGCUGUCCAGACCUUACUCCUCCACUGACCGAAGCAGCUCCCUGGGCUCCAUGGAGAGCUUGGACACACCUACACCCACCACGCAGCCAUACUCCGACUCUCAUAAUUCACCAGUCGAUCCCACCCUCUUCAACAAUAAGAGAGACUCUGCCUACAGCUCCUUCUCCGCCAGCUCAAACACAUCUGACUACGCGACAGUCCCUCUCAGACCCGGUGAAGCCAACUCAAUGGAUAACCUCUUGUCUUGUCAAGGCUACCCUGUUAGAGACACCUCAACCCUUUGCGAGUCACCUAGUGAGGGCAAAGAUGAGGCACCGCUGAUCACACAAAAGUCCAGAUCACUGACUAGGCCGAGACCAAGGCCCAUCGAGGUAAAAGAGAGACCCUCGUCCUGCUGCUAUGAGCAGGAACGGAGGGGUGGAGGCUUUGAGAUUCUAAGAAAUGGAGAAACAGGAAUGGAAAGAAAAAGGAACCCUCCUCAGCCUCCAACCAGAAAAGAUAGUUUUAGGGCAACCCGGAGUCAUCCCAAUUCCACCAACCCACGUUGUGCUUCUGCUCCUAUUGAAAGUUCUGGUGUUUCUUCUUAUUAUGAAGAAAAUAAGCUCUCACUUAAUCUUGAAUCAGGAAUGCAUAAUGGCUUCCCUGCACCAGGAGGAGGUCAAAGUGGGAAUUUCGAGAAGGAUACUUUGGAUACGCACUGUAUCCAGACGGAAAAUAUUAGAUUUAUAAAAUGUGACACUAGUGCUCAUAAAGACUACAACUCAGAGAGCACCUCAGAAAACCUCUCUGAACCACUGACAACUUCCUUAAAUCCCAACCUCCCCUCUGAUUCUGACACCUUGCCUGCAGAAGCCUCCACCGAGGUUCAAGAGCAGUCCUGCAUCUCCCACACUCAGACCAAGCACUGCUCUACUGUGCUACACAGGCACAGCGCUCCCGAGAAGCUCCUUGCUACACAACUUCAAUUGCUGCAGUUUAACAGUGACAGCCCUUCUGUGGAACCAUGCAGUCUAUCAAACCCUUCUGAGCCCUCUUUGUCUCCCUGCAGCAGCCAGUGGUCCCCUUCAUCACUUCAGCCAAUGAGUGAACACCAAGAAGCUUCUCAAAACCACCUUCAUGCCACGUCAAACAAAUGGGGAGGUAGCCGAUGCUCAACCCCAGGAUCUGUGUUCUUCGAAGGAGAUGGUGAUGACAAAGAUUCAAGAGAGAGGCUGAAUGUGAAUGGCGGUUCUCUCACACCGGAUCAGCAUCACGUGCCAUGGGGUCACUCUGUGAGCGUGCCAGGGGAGAGCACAGGAUCAUCAGCACAGGAAAGACUGAGCUCUGAGCAGAUGCUUGAGCGGGACUUUGAGCCUCUUAGUGCUGCUGCAAGUAUGGAUACCUUACUGGAUGAGCAAAGAGCAGUGGACAGAGGAAAAGGUGAAGAAAAAAAACAAGAAGUUGUAGAAGGUGAGGCAAGUGCAAAAAAGUCCAACUCUUCCAGGAACCAUCGAAGGAACCGCCGGCGAAGCGAGAGAUUUGCCACCAACCUGCGCAAUGAGAUUCAGAGGAAAAAGGCCCAGCUUCAGCGCAGUCGAGGUCCAGGAGGGUUACUGUGUAGUAGAGAAACUGUCCAGGAGGAGGAUCCAGAUGUCAAUGAGGAGGGAGAUGCAGAACAGCCAGCCCAGGAAGACGGUGCCAAGGCUACAUUUGCCACUCCUUCUCUUCCCCAAGAUUCCCAGACCUCAGAACCAGUCAUACCAUCAAACACCUCAAGUGAAUCAGACCGUGAUGUCUUAAAGACUCAGUCUCCAUCCCUAACCUACCCUCAGAACAAUAGUUUAUCCAGAUCUGUCCAAAUUCUGGACCCAGGCGCCCCGAGUUUUGGUGUUGGCAUCCGAGUUGUGGAGGAACCAGCUCCCGCUGGCAAGGCCCGCCGUUGGCGUUGGACCCCUGAGCACAAACUCCAACCAGAACCUGAUCAAGACAGACAGUGCAGAGUUUCCAAUGAGAGCGUUUUAGGAGUAACAGGGUCUCGUCAUGGAGUUUGUGCUUUCACCUCAUCAUCUACAUCAACAUACGGCCGCUCGUCUUCAGGUUCUCGAACCGAGGAUUCUGAUAUCCUUCCGUUUGCAGAUAGAAUGAAGUUUUUUGAGCAAACGAGCAAGGGCGUGUCUGUUUCAAAUGCCCUGGGGUCUAUCCGGAGCACCAGAGGGGGAGAGCCUCCAAACCAAAGGAGAUAUUCCUAUCAGGGGGGACCACAGGAAAGCUCCCUGCUUUCAAACACUGUGGAGGCCAGGAGGCAGUCUGUGAGUAACAGCAGGGAGAGGCGGAAAGAAAAGGAGAGGGAACAAGCGAGGGAAAGGGAGGAGAGGUUGAGGGAGCGAGAGGAGAGGCUAAGAGAAAGGGAGAAGCAGCAGGAAAAGGAAAGACAAGAGAGGGAACUGGAAAUGGAGAGGGCAAGGAUGAGGGAGAUGGAGCGGGAGAGAGAGCGAGAGGAGCGGGUCCGACAGUGGGAAAGGGAAAGGGAGCUCGAGCUGGAAAGGGAAAAAGAAAUGGAGAGAGCGAGAGAACGAGAGCGACUCCAAAAUCAAAGAGAGAAAGAGCUUGAGAGAGAAAGAGAGAAGGAAAGGGAAGAAGACUGUCAGCUCACCUCUCAUCAGGAGUUUUAUCGUAGCUGUGGCUUCACAGUAAAAACUCAAGACUUCCAACAACACAAGGAGAACUUCCACAACUUCCAGCCCAAACCUCAGAUAUUCUCCCACAGCCAAACCCAGAGUCACGUCCCACGAUCAGCUUUUUAUCCAGUCAGCACCCCUUCCCAGCGACCAGAGAACCGACAAGCUCUGCCCCCGGGAUUCUCAGCACAGAGUUACACAUCUGCAGAGACUUAUCCUGCCAGGCAGCAGGAAACAAGCAAGCUCAACAGGAAGUACAGCCUGACCGAGAGGGACUACCCAAGCUGGAGGCGGGAGUCCAGACCUCCAGAGAACAUCGGUCAGUACCAGCAGCACCUCCAGCAGCCUCGAUGGGGCCUCAGACACACAGACAGCAGCACUGAUGACCACAACGGCUACGCUUUUGCACCUCCACCAGCUCCUCUUUAUCUCAGAGGUCGAGCCAUGUCCGAAAACGACCUCCGCUUCGACAGCAGCCAGCGCUGGUCCCCUUCAAUUUCCAUGGCAACCAGCCAGACCCUGAGUGAGGUGGAGGAAGGCAACAUGAGACGUGGAGAUGCAUCAAGUGUUUCCAGGCAAAACAGGAAGAAGACACCCCCUCCUCCAAGACCACCACCCCCAAAGUGGGAGCAGUUCCACCGCCGGCGAGCGUCUCACCACACCCUGUUCGCCUCCUCAUCUGCUUCUGCUGCUCCUCACUCCAUCCCUGCCUCCUUCAACUCUCCAGGGGCUCACUAUUCAGCCCACUCAUCCACCUACGUCCCUCCACCUGACACUUCCAGGCAGAGGUCCUUCAGUCUUCCUCCAGAGAGGCAGGAAGUGGUGGAGGGCGGGUGUCCAAGAUGCAGCUGCAGUCAAACCCAGGAACGCACAAUCGCCCCGUCCAAUCAGAAUCAGCCUCAGUUUCAGGAACGCCUCAUUACCGUUGCUCCACCUAGCCCCAUGUUCUCCAGGAGGGGAUUCAGGCCGGUGGCUCCGCCCCAUAGAGAAAGGGAGGCUGAAUCACCUCUGCCGCCUCCACCGCCUCAUCCUCCUUCAGUAGCAAAGGAGAACAGUGUGAGCAGUUCAUCUGCGACGGACGUCAGCUGCAGCCCAGACCACAACAAAAUUACAGUCAAACCUUACAAACAGCAGCCCAGCGUGAGACCUGGAGCAGAGUGGGAGAGAGCUUCAGCCCCCAGGGUUCACAGCGACACGGCGACCCCUCCUAUUUUAGAAAACGGAGGUGUCAUCGAGGCUUCCGGUAGAUAUGCCAGUCAAACCGACUGCGAGCAACUUCGUGUGGACAGAGGCUUCCAGAUGGAAGAUCAGCAGAAGAUCCUUGAAACAGGAACCGAAUCAGAGACGACCCUCAGCCCGAGCCCAGAGCACAGCCUGGAGGCUGACCUGGACGUCCCCCUAGAGACCGACAUCGAUGACUUCCAGGAGGAGGAGCUUCCGGGAGAGGACAUUCCCAUCACAAGCGAGCUCCCGUGCUUCGCCCUCCCUGUCACGGUCCUGGAGACGGACAUCGACACGCUCCCGGAUUCUGAGGCAUCUCCGUCAGGCAGGACAAGGGUGGAGAGCAGCUCCCUGGAGGAGGAGCUGGAGGGUGGGGAGAGCAGCAGUAGAGAGGGGCUGAGCCUGGAGGAGCUCUUCCCCCAGAGCAGUGAGGGCGAGUCGGGCACAGAGAGCUGGAGAGAAGCACAACCCGUAGAGCACAGCACAGACAGCCUGGAUAGGCGGUCAGGAGCUAGCUCCAGCUGUUCGUCCUAUUACAGCACAUCAACGGCCAAGGCUCAGAUCCUGUCGCAGAUGAAGGACUUCACAGAUAACAGAGAGCGCGACAAGGAUGACGAGCUGACCUACAAGAAACAGCUGAUGGAGAGCCUCCGGAAGAAGCUGGGAGUGCUGAGGGAGGCUCAGAGAGGACUGCAGGAGGACAUCAGAGCCAAUGCACAGCUGGGAGAGGAGGUGGAGAGCAUGGUGGUCUCCGUGUGCAAGCCCAACGAGGUGGACAAGUUCCGCAUGUUCAUCGGCGAUCUGGACAAGGUGGUGAGCUUGCUGCUGUCGCUGUCCGGGAGGCUGCUAAGGGUGGAGACCACGCUGGACACACUGGACCCUGAUACGGAGCACCACGAGAGGCUCCCCCUGCUGGAGAAAAAGCGUCAGCUCAUGAGGCAGCUGUCCGAGGCUCAGGACCUGAAGGACCACGUAGACCGCAGAGAGCAGGCUGUGAGCCGCGUGCUGGCCCGCUGCCUCUCUCCAGAGCAGCACAGAGACUACAGCCACUUUGUGAAGAUGAAGGCCGCCUUGCUGGUGGAGCAGCGGCAGCUGGAGGACAAGAUCCGACUGGGAGAAGAGCAGCUGAGGGGGCUGAGGGAGAGCCUGGGACUGGGGCUGGGGCUGGGAAUGGGCAUGGGCAUGUCGAUGGGAUAUGGACAAUAUUAGGAACAACAAAGCUUGAAAGCGGAGAAGAAGGAAGGGUUUUUUUGUAGACUUUACUUGGAUAUGAAGAAAAGGAGAUUUGGUGAUUACGAUUUCAUCUGUCUGAGAAAAGGAUGCCAUCCUGAUCAAUUUUCAUCGUGAACCUCCGCUCUUAUUUUGAAGGAAAACUGCAUCACUUGUUUUGAGACCAAGUAUGAAACCAUUGCUAGGAGCUGAUUAACUUGGAAAUAACUGGGCUGGCUCCAUCUGCAGAUAGCGAAAUCGUCUCCUUGUCUAAAACUGACUGCCUCACAGAUUUCUGAAGUCUUCAUGUAGCUUCACAUUUAGCACCUCGAACUACUUUUUUAAGGAUUAGCAGACCUGUACGCAGAGAAUUCAGGUCCAACACAAACAGCUGAAUCAGCACCCUGCAAGGCUCUAAGUAGGUGAGAAGUAAUGGAGGUCUCUCAACAACAGAGACCAGGAGAGAGGCACGAGUCCAAGGUGUCAAAAUGAAAAAAGACGGGGGAAAAAAAGACUGUUAUUAUCAUUAACUACAGACUGCAGUGGAUGGAUAAAUCUAAAGAUAUACCAAAACAUAUCAACAAUUAAUCUCCAGGAUAUGCGAUCUGAGAGCACAGAGCAUGCUCAGUGUUGGAAAUGGGGGGCGAUCUGUGAGUGAAACAGCUGGUGAAGAUUCAUAGUGAGCGGCUUCUCGUGGACCGAACGAACACGUGAGAAAAUGUUGUACCCUCUGCUUCACAUUAUGAACCACGUACUGUAACAUUUAUUGUCCUCUAACCAGUAUCGCGCCACGCUGCCAAAGACAUUUUUGCUUGUUGAAUGUGUCACUAAGACGCUGCUCACUUUGUUGUUGUUGUUUUUAAUGUAUUUAAAUCUCCUGGUUCAGAGAAUUAAAGGAUUUUUUUGGUGCUUAACUUAACCACACUAAAGCCAAUAUUGUGAAAUGCCAUUUGCAGGAUUAUUAACAGCUAAACAUGUCAUUUCUACAGCCUUCAGCAACACAUAUACUGUUUUAUCUAAGCAUCAUAUUGUCAUAUCACUUUAUAUUCUUUUUACUGUAAUGUCUGUGGCUGUAAACAUGUGUUACUGUGUGGAGUUUGACACUUCACUGACUUGUUCUGCCACGGAGUGACCGUUAUGUACAGAAGAUGCGUGUUUAUAAUGUAUAUAGCGGUUUUGAUAUUUGAAAUGACUGGAAUAGGUUGUAAAAGAUGAGAAAGAAGACCAGAAGGAGUUGAAGUUUACUGUAUAUUUUGGCAGUGGAUGAAUCCAGUGUUUGGUUUGUGUUAAACUAAACUUUGUGUAUCCUUUUUCAUUUUUUCUGUCCAAUAAGCUUGUUCAAGCAACUGUAAAGUUUUAAAAAUGUUUUUAAGUCCACCAUUUUUGCCCUAAAAUUUGUAUUCGAGUCCCAAAUGUUGUAUAAAUUUUGGCUAUUUUUGAUAAGAAGAUUCAAACCCUGUCAAACCCUUUCAGUAUAUAUAAGGUUACAUCUAGCAGCCAGUUAGCUUAGUUUAGCAUUGAUGACAAGCCCGACUCUUUCUGCCAGCAAAAUUAAAUAAUUAACACAUUGUAUUUUGUUUAUUGAUCCAUAAACAAAGGAUUGAAAGUGUGAAAACUGCAGUGUUUUAAAGCUCUACCUCUUGAUGCUAAUGGAGCUAGCAUCUUGGUAUUUAGGAUUUAGCGGCUAAUUGUUUUAAGUUGUUUAUUUUAGCCUUGUUUUAAAGUUCAGCUCAAAUUAAACAAAACCAAUCUAAUCACUGAGUCAUAAAGUAAAUGUUAAACACCAAUUAUUAUAAAAACAUAAGGUAAGUAUCACAAUUGAUACUGGAACAAAAGUGUAAAGACCUAGCUACUUAACGUAAUUGUUUUAGCUUGUUUUGGUUUUGUUAUAACUUUUAGGUUAACCACAAAAAACACAAAAUAAACCAUAAAUAACCAACCUAGAUACAAUGUGUUAAAUAUUGAGCUUUAAAGUGCAGUUUGUACACAUUAAACAAACAAAAUGCAGUGUUCCCUUGUUUCAAGUCUUUCUGCUAAGAUAAGCUAAGCUAACACGCUCUUGGAAGUAGAUUGAUAUAUGUAGUAUCAGUUUUCUCAUCUACAUUUUAUCUAGAGAGCAGAUACAGCCCGUUUUAAAACUGAAUUUUGUGGUUUUUGUUGACAAAAUGGAGAGAAUUCAGCUUUCCUGAAAGAGAGAAGAACUUCUAGUUAAUUGUUUAUUGUUACAACCCUCCAUUAAACUUUAAAACAACUUCUGUCUUGUAAUUUGGGAUUUGUUGCCAAAAUCCAAUUCCAAGCUUUUUCCGCUGGCCUAAACCUCAGAAAGGAGUCCAGACCUGCCUGUCUGAAUAAAUACAAAUUCAAAACUAGAAGAGCAAACCCCAUUCCAAAGAUUUCUAAGGAAAGUGAUGCUGAAGGGAAAUGAAACGGCUCUGAAACGCUUUGGUCCAAUCUGUUUGAUCAUUUAAUUAUUGAUCAACUGAAACAAAGAACAAACCUACAUUUUAUUCCAUUAUCAUUUCAUUUUCUUAAGAUGUCCAGUUAAACUUAAAACUGUGUUACUCCCAUGUUUUGUACAUAUUAAAUGUAUCCCUGCUCUAUAAAUUGACUGGAAAUGUACUGAUUUGAAAGGAGAGGGACAGAAAGUUGCUUAUUGGACCUGAGAAAGAGAAUAAUUCUUCUGUUCAUGUUUCCAUCUGUCAUUUUGAUUUAAUACAAACCAUUUUUUGUCUCUUUUUGUAACAUGCAUUACUGAAAAGGCCUGUUUUAUAACUGCAAAAACACUCAUCUGAGGAAAAAGUACCAUAAAUAAUAAUAAUGAUAUUUUAAACCAGC